CUCCCCUCUUUAAAUACCGUUAAAUACUUACGAUUUCGGAAUUAGGGUUUUCAAGUUUCCUCAAUAUUUUCUCCCUUCCCCUUAUUUAUUCUUGGUAAAACUCCUAAUUCCUCGAUUGUUGGGGGAGAAUCAGAUUUGAUUUCCGAUUUUGUGGAUUCGUUGAUGGUGCAGUUGAUGAGUUCCGGGAAUCAAAGGCCAGAUCGCGAUGUCUCUUCCUGCCGGGACAAGCUCCCGGUGAAGCUAGAGAUCGUCGAGGAUCCCUUGGAAGAAGAAUUUGGUCCACUGAACAAACGAUCCAAAGCCGCUACUGAUCUUCAUCAGUGGGGUUUUGAUGGAAAUGCGUUUGCAAUCCCGCCAUCGCAAUACAACCCACUGGAGGAGCCUAGUCCUCUGGGUUUGCGGCUUAGGAAGAGUCCAUCACUUUUGGAAUUGAUCCAGAUGCGCCUAUCCCAAUCUCAAGGCAGUGCAUCCUGUGAGCAAAAUGAAAAUUUCAGCUACGGACAGACGGAGACGAAAUCCGCUGCCGCCACUGACAAGCUAAAAGCCUCCAAUUUCCCUGCUUCCAUUCUCAAAAUAGGCAGCUGGGAGUACAAGUCAAGGUAUGAGGGUGAUCUGGUCGCCAAGUGUUACUUUGCAAAGCAUAAGCUCGUGUGGGAGGUUCUUGAAAAUGGGCUCAAGAGUAAGAUAGAGAUACAGUGGUCUGAUAUCGUGGCCAUAAAGGCCUCCUGCCCUGAUAAUGGACCUGGGACACUGAACAUCGUGCUUGCUCGACAGCCUCUCUUCUUCAAGGAGACUAAUCCACAGCCCAGAAAGCACACCUUAUGGCAGGCAGCAGCUGAUUUUACAGAUGGCCAAGCUAGCAUACACAGGAAACAUUUUCUGCAGUGCCCUCAAGGAAUGUUAAAUAAACAUUUUGAAAAACUCAUCCAAUGUGACAUGCGUUUGAAUUUUUUGAGUCAACAGCCAGAGAUAACAUUGGAUUCACUAUACUUCGAGAAAAGAAAAGCUGUUUUUGAGGAUCCUGGUGAAUCCAAAGGUGAAGAUUUUGGCGAGGUGAAUACUGGAUUUCAGAAAAUAGCAUCAUCAGCUCCAGUUCAGUCAUCUUCUUUAGAGAUUGAAAAUGGUGAUUCUACUGGUGUAACAUCAGAACCUGUGUCUCUGGAAGCUCCUUCUUCUAGCUCAGUGAUAGGCACUAGUGCUAUUGAAGUGAAUGGAAUUUGUGACGCUGUGGAUUCUAAGGGACCAAAGAAUUUGGACCAGAGAAUAAUGCCAGGACUUCACCCAUCAAUGUCCAUGAACGAUUUUAUGAACUGCAUUGAACAACAGAUCUCUGGAAAUCCAUCAUCUGAAAAUAGAUCAGAACUGCAGGAAAUGCUUGAGGAGAUUGCUCGGAACCUUCUAAGUGACACUCAAUUUACAGCAGCUUCUGAUGAGAAAUCACUCAUGUCAAGGGUCAAUUCUCUUUGUUGCCUUCUUCAAAAGGAUAGUGCCACAGGUACGAACUUCCAGGUUGUUGGAGAGGAUUGCGCUGGUGAUGGAACAGUUGCUCAGCUACACAGCACUUCUGAAUCAGUGCUUGCUAACAAUAGUAAGGUUGAUAUCAAGCCUUUCGAAGGGGAUACAAAGGAUGUCUCUGGUAGCAAGCCAAUAGCUGGAAUGUCAAGGAAAGACUCAUUGGGAGAUUUCCUGAUUCAUCUCCCUCGAAUUGCCUCUCUCCCAAAGUUCUUCUUCAACAUUUCAGAAGAAGACGGUCAAAGUCAAGCUCAAUAGUUUUCUAGUUCAUCAAUUGAUUAGGUGACAACCUAGUUCCUCAAACCUCCAUCACCCAACUGGAAAGCUUGCUAGUUGUUAAGUAUAUAUCCAAUGUAUGUGGAGUUGUGCUUUAUUUUGGUUAAACCUGGGAUGUACAGGGAUUCUGAAAUUUCUUUUGAUGAUGAAUCCUAGCACGUCCCAUGUAAAAAUUUCAGUAGGUAUUAGGUGCUGUGGCAAAAAUUUGUUUAAAGCUGAAUGCCUCUUGCAGACAGCUAUUUUUCAAAUUUGAAAUCGUCAAGGUAAAUUUGGGUUGGGGUAUUUGUUGACGAGAGUUAUGAGUUUCGGUGAAAGACUGAUUAUUGGAAUUUGAAUAAAAAUAUUGUUGACAA
Messenger RNA from Rubroshorea leprosula, 2141 nucleotides. The record is from the annotation of a GenBank genome assembly. NCBI's taxonomy places the organism in Eukaryota, Viridiplantae, Streptophyta, Magnoliopsida, Malvales, Dipterocarpaceae.